AUGGAGCAACCAAGAAUUUCAUUGAUGGAGUGCUUGCAAAAUGAAAAGCAUAUUGUGGUGGAUCCACUUUCACUAAAAAAUUAUCCUAUUAAACAAGGGUACCAUGACACUACCAUGCUGCCAAGUAUAAUCACCACAACUUCAGCAGCCACCAUUUUGCACCCUCCAACUCUACAACCUCCAAAACCAAGAUUCUUAAGCAUGAGUCUCCCGAAUUCGGCGAAUUCAUCGCCUCGUUUCGCUUCGGCUCUUUCGAAGAAGAAAUCAAAAAGUGAGAGCCCGGAAUCACAAUGUCAUGCUACUAACUUAACCUACAAGCUUCAGCAUCUGCUACAAGAAAUGCACUUAAGGAAGAGCAAGUCAUGUGGUGAAGGAAGAGCAUGUGCACCCUCAGAUGAAUUUGAUCACUGGUUGAGUAAAUUAAGUGCAAUGGAGCAUGAUAAGUGGCACCAUGACGACUUGUCCAGGAUUGAAGCUGUCAAAGAAAGUUCCAAGAGUGUUAAUAAGCACAUGAAAACACAAAAUGAUGGCCUUAAAUGCAGUGCUUUUUGCCUUUAUCUACCAGGCUUUGGUGGUAAAGUAAAGCCAGUUAAAACAAGAAAGGAAGGUGUAAUAUCUAGGACAGUUUCCUUGGAAAACUUUGAAUGUGGUUCAUGGGCUUCUGCAGCAAUAUUCAAUGAGAUUGAAGGAGGCUCCACCAACUCCUACUUUGAUCUUCCAAUAGAGUUGAUCAAAUGCAGUGCUAGUGAAGUGUACUCGCCAGUUGCUGCAUCUUUUGUCUUUGAAAAAGACCUCAAAGGGGUUCUGAAGAAUGGUUCCACUAGAGGCAGUGUUAGAAAAUCUGAUGCAUCACCUCGCCAUGUUCGGUUUUCCAUAUCUUCUUCUCCAUCAUACCCUGCCUCCCCAGCAUCCUGCAUCUCUCCUCGUUUGAGAAAAGCCAGAGAAGAUUUUAAUGCCUUCUUAGCAGCAGCACAAAGUGCUUGA
Molecule: messenger RNA, 984 nt
Organism: Abrus precatorius (Indian licorice)
Lineage: Eukaryota; Viridiplantae; Streptophyta; Magnoliopsida; Fabales; Fabaceae
Exons: 1
Coding region: 1-984 (327 amino acids)
Biological process (GO): response to photooxidative stress; photosystem I assembly
Cellular component (GO): chloroplast thylakoid membrane
Source: RefSeq, a predicted model, not a curated record